Penicillium macrosclerotiorum is the source of this 1605-nucleotide messenger RNA. RefSeq lists its product as uncharacterized. Gene Ontology annotation, cellular component: mitochondrion. Gene Ontology annotation, molecular function: molybdenum ion binding; oxidoreductase activity. Lineage: Eukaryota; Fungi; Ascomycota; Eurotiomycetes; Eurotiales; Aspergillaceae. Bases 1 to 1605 code for a protein of 534 amino acids. The transcript has 2 exons. The record is from RefSeq and is a predicted model, not a curated record.
AUGCCUGGCAAUCAGAGCUUGCCGAGCCCCGGUCCAGCAAGCCCGCCCAACAACUCCAGAACUAGCUGGUCUAUCGCAGGACUAACCAUAACAUUGGUUGCUUCUGUCGCAGUGGUAGCUUUUCAUAAUUCUAAUUCCGAGUUGUUGGCGGACGCCCCUUUCGGUGCUGAUUUCAUUGUCAGGAAAGAGCGCAAGAAUAUCUGGCGCUUGGACGAAAUCCGUCAACAUGGCGCAGAGGCUGAACGACCGUGGAUCAUUAAAGGGACUGGAGUUUAUGACAUUACAGACUGGAUACCUACUCAUCCUGGAGGAAAGAUCAUUCUUCGCGCAGCAGGUUCCUCUAUUGAGCCCUAUUGGGAUAUAUUCUCCAUCCACAAAAGGGAAGAUGUUUACCAAAUUUUGGAGCAGUACCGCAUCGGGGAUGUGGAUCCACAGGACUUGAUUGAUGGACAAGUGCCGCAUGACUCGAUUGAUGACCCCUUUAGAGACGAUCCAAAGCGCGAUCCGGGUCUGGUAGUUUUAACUCCGCGACCGUGCAACGCGGAGACGCCUCCAGCCGCUCUCUCGUCGUUCAUCACGAAGACACCAUUCUUUUAUAUUCGGCACCACUUCUGGGUCCCUCAUAUCGAUGAGACAUCAUGGCAGAUGACCAUUGAUAUCGGGGAUGGCUCCGACGCAAAAACAUACACACUCAAUGACCUGAGAACCAAAUUUCCGCAAUACUCUAUCACGGCCGUGGUCCAGUGCUCCGGCAAUCGACGGACCCACAUGUCUGAAGGCUCGCAUCGGGAGGCAAGUGGCCUAAAAUGGGAUGUCGGAGCUAUCAGUAACGCUGAAUGGCGUGGUCCACUUCUCCGUGAUGUCCUCAGGGAUGCGGGCCUUGACUUGAAUAGACUCCCAGAAGAGUUGCGCCAUGCCCAGUUUUUGAGCGAGGAUUCGUAUGGCACAUCGAUACCUCUAGAUAAAGCCAUUGACCCUCGUGGAGACGUGAUUCUUGCCUGUGAGAUGAAUAACGAGGCACUACCUCCUGAUCACGGAUACCCUGUUCGAGUUAUCGUGCCAGGAUUUACGGGUGCAAGGAACGUCAAAUGGGUCAAUCGAAUCACUCUCUCGGACGAAGAAAGUCCGUCGCAAUGGCAACAGCGAGACUAUAAAUGUUUUGGUCCGAAUGAACUGCGUGAGAAAGUUGACUGGGAUAGAGCUCCCGCAAUACAAGAGACCCCCGUCCAAUCGGCAAUCACUGCAAUUCAAAAUGACCCCGAGUCAAUUGUUGUUGAAGGUUAUGCCUUCUCUGGAGGUGGUCGGCGUAUCAUCCGUGUCGAUGUCAGUGUCGACAAUGGUCAAACCUGGGAGCAAGCUCAAAUUGAACCUCACAAGCAACAUGGCCAUAAGACAUGGAGCUGGUCUUUAUGGAAAUAUCGAUGUCCACGGCCGCCAGCGGGAAGCUUUGUGGUUGUUAAGGCCGUUGACGAAGCAUACAACGUUCAGCCUGAUACACAUGGCCCAACCUGGAAUUUUCGGGGUAAUCUGGUUAAUGCGUGGCAUCGGGUGCGUGUUGAGGAUCUAAUUCGCGGGGAUAAUUUAAAGGGCACUGAAAGGGCAUAA